GAGGGGAAGCGAUGGACGGCGAAAAGGGCAACGCUGGGGGAUGAAGAGAUGCUUGUGGUCGCAGGGGAUCCUGCCCACCCGCCUGCCUGCAAAACACACCCGGUGUGGCAGCAGCCUGAGGUCAGGCGUGUCCCCUGUCCCUCGGAGGCAGCUGCCGGGGACUGGGACUUGGUCCCCUGCCCGGUGCCCGGCCCGCUCCGGUGGCUCCGAUGAGACAGGGGCUGCUGGAGAUGUGCCCAGGGUGGGGUUCGGUGCCGGAGGAGGAGAGGAGGGAAAGACUCAGUGAAGCUCUAGAAAAUGCAGCGCACACCAGUUGCUUUGCAAUUUCUGAGCAGUUUUGUCCGGAAGACUGUGCUCAGGUUAUGACGACUAAUCCCAAACCGAACAAGGCAUUAAAGGUAAAGGAGGAGUCAGGAGAGAAUGCCCCAGUGCUGAGUGAUGAUGAACUCGUCUCAAUGUCCGUACGGGAGCUGAACCAGCACCUGAGGGGUCUCACCAAAGAGGAGGUGAUCCGUCUGAAGCAGCGGAGACGCACGCUGAAGAACCGGGGCUACGCUGCCAGCUGCCGCAUCAAGCGUGUGACUCAGAAAGAGGAGCUGGAGAGGCAGCGGGUCGAGCUGCAGCAAGAGGUGGAGAAGCUGGCCAGAGAAAACAGCAGCAUGAAGCUAGAGCUGGACGCCUUGCGCUCCAAGUACGAAGCACUCCAGACCUUUGCUCGUACUGUGGCGCGAGGGCCUAUUACCCCGACCAAAGUUGCCACCACCAGUGUCAUCACCAUUGUGAAAUCAGCCGAAAUCUCAUCCAGUUCUGUGCCCUUUUCAGCAGCGUCCUAGUGCCCUCGGUGGGGGGAACUAGAAGCCUUUCAGAGAGGGAGGGGAGAAGGCUCUUAUGCAUUGUUCCGGAGACCUUGGUCACGUCAAGAAUUGGCAUUUUAACAAUUCUCUUCCGAAAAGUGCAAAAAAUAGGAAAAAAAAACCCCCAACAAAAAAGAAAAGUUAAAAAAAAAAAAAACAAACACAAAACACCCAAACCUAUAAAGGGAACUUAACCAGCUGCUUCUAUCUGGACUCAGUGGCUCCAUCAACCUCUCGUGUCCAGGAUUUGAGCUCUAUAUGCAGUACAAGUUGCUUCCUCCUUCCCUGUGCCCCCCCAAACCCUUCUCAGCCCUGGGCAGCUUUCCAGCUGGGAGAAGAUACCUGAGGAGCCUCCGGAGUCUUCGUGAAUGAUGCUCAAGAGCCAGGAAACAGAUGGACCGUAGAAAUCAUCAUGUGAGAUGAAUGUAAGGGAAAAACAGUUUCCUUUGGUGGCAUCCUACUCCCUGUAAGAAGGAUCUCCCUGACCUUCCCCACUUCCAUUUGGUAUUGCAAGGGCAGGGAUACAGGCUUUUUGUAUCAGAUUUCAUCUGCUAUGAGUGGAUGGGAGCGGGAGGACGAUGGAGACUGAUGCUUGGGUCUGACCACACCCAUUAGGAAUAACCUUUUGUUUUCAAUCCACGCUGUUAAAAUAUGGAAAAAUAUAUAUUUUACAUAUUUUAAUAAGCCCCAUUACCUGUGUGGCCUAUAAAAAUUACAUCGCAGCCUCCUUUAUUCCAAGCCCAAGUUUCCUGAUAGCUCCUUCCCUAAGGUGUGCCUAUGAAUUGGGUAUAUUUAUGCAGUUUAUUUCUUCCAAAUGAUCCGCAGUCUUGAAGUAGCAUCUUUUUUCUUUUUUUCCUGGAUUCCCUGAAGCUUAGGGGAAGGAGGCACAGUAAAUGCUGUGAAAAUCUGUGUGAUGGGGUGGAGAAGGGGAGACAAGGAGGGAAAAUGCGGCAAGUAUUACCAGGUGGAGGCAGAACUGCCUGCAAGAAGGUGGGACAGUCCUGCUGGGAUCAAAACUAUGAGAAGGGGUUUGUGCAGAGUAUUUAGGAAAGAUAUUUUUAAAGCACUGAAGUGUAACUAGAGGGCAAUGGCGUUCAGACAGGAGGAGAGAAGUUGCAAAGCCUCCUCCUUGACAAAAGCAUUGGUAGGUUAGCAAUGAACAUCCCAGCUGGAGAGCUGGGCUUACCAGUCUCUGAUGACCAGAUAAGGGCUAUGGGAGGGGUCAAAUGGGAGCUGGAAGAGUCUUUUCCUCUCCUUAGCACGUCAGGUGCUGAAGUUGGGAUCCAAAGAGUACAGUGAACAACCCUCACUGUUCAGACAACCUGUGUGGAUGUGACCCUGAAACUUGAUGCUUUCUCUUGGGAAUGGAUGAAUUAUCCCGAGAGGCACAGGGAGGGCAGGAUGGAAAAUUGGUGUGUGUAGAGGAUGGAGGAAUUGGGAUUGAGAAGUCGUUCUUCUGGCUCUGAGCAAUGGUUUGGGAGAGGGUUUUCUGGCUUGGUAAUGGGCAGGAGGUGAGAAGCUGAAAGGAGAGAUUCUGCUGUCACGCAGCAGCACUGAAAAGAUGAAUGUUUCCAGGUCACUGUAAAAAAAAUAAUAGCUAUGUUGGUGUUUGUGUGUUUUGUUGUUGUUUUGUUUUGUUUUGUUUUUCUUUUUGAGGUAGGAAAGAAAAGGGACUGUGAGUUUUGCAGGGCAGGUCAGAGACUUGUGGAAUGGACGAUGCCUGUUGUCAUGCAGGUGAGAAGAGAAUGAGAUGGCUGAAGUUUAAGAUGAGGGGAAGAGCUUAGAGGACUUGGGCUCCAGAACAGAAAACAAAGGUCACAGAAAAAUCAUGAAUGUUUUGGACUGAAAGAGGAUUACCAAGUAGUAUCCUUGUUGCAAAGGGGACAGUGAAUCAGCAUCCGACACCCAGUAUAAUUUGUUGUUUGAGGCUUUGUCUUACCUUGAAUGGCAGUAAGGUUGUAGAAAUAUAGCAAAGCCCUACUUGUCUUUGGAAGGAGUUGUUAUCUUGCUUUUUCUUUUUUUUUUCACCUUGUCAUUGGAGUCUCUGGAUUUCCCAGGAGGGUCCUUUGUGAAAUAGGUUAAUGAAAAGAGAAACCUCGGACUUGGUUCUUGUUCAGUCCUCAACAUCGACAUCCGUGACCUUACUGAGCCAGAAAGGGUGUAAGUGAAACGCCUCCUGAAGGCUCGUUACCCCUGCCAGAUCCACGUGUUAUGGAGGGGGGAGCAGGGAGUUUCCAUCAAGUGAUUUUCCAACACGUAGAGUUUGGAUGACACUUAGCGUUACCUCAUUUCUCCUCCACUCCCUCCCUAUCUCCAAACAGGCAGAUCGGUGUCCUGUGUAUCAGUACCAGUUAUUGACUCCCACAGCAGAAGCUGAGGAAGAGAAAGAUGUUACUGUCAUUUCCUGGUCCUCUCAUGUUCUCCAGCUCACAGACAUUGGAAACUUUCCCAGACCUUACAGGUGCCUCCAAAACCAGGCGAAAUGGAGACUCCUGGCACUGUUGGGGCUUUAAAUGAAAACUUCAUUGAAAAAGGCCAGUUGACUUGAAAAUGCCCAAAUGCUUCCAGUCUUUAAACAGCUCCAGAGCUCCAUAACAUUCCUGGCUAGAUACACCCUCUGGCUGUCCUUGACCCCCUCCCCCAGCUGGGGAAUUCAGACCAGUCACACCGAGGGGGACGGAGGUCGAACUUUGUUCUGUGAGGUCUUCUUGCUGUUGGAAUGAGUUGAGAAACAUAUCUUUACGUGGCACUUCCCUUGUGGCCAAGUAUUUCUUUUUUUUUUUUUUUUUUUUUUUUUUUCCAGUUCUUGGAAGGGUGCCAAAGGCUUGUCCAAGUGAUCUCUAGUUUAGUGCUGGUAGGCACUUAAAUCUCUGGUCACUCGAUAAAGAACAAGAGGCCUGGGUCUUGUUAAAGCUGUUGAUACCAUAGCCAUGGUAGGUAAUCCAUAUUGGAUAUCCAUAAGGACCACGUGGAAAUAUUUAAAGAGAGAGAAAUAUAUAUAUAAAUAUAUAAUUAUAUACAUUUUAUCGUACAGAUUUUUCGUAAAAAAAAAUGAAAAAAAAAUUUUUUUUCCAAGUUUGAUACUGUAAAUCUUUAUUAAAAGAAAUUGCCAGUCCAGGGCUCCCUGGGUGGUGACCUGGAGGGGAAUGAAAUGUCCUGGCUAAAACUUCCACAGAGGGAUCAGAAUUGCAAGGUAACGUGGAGGGAGGAAUGACCCGAAAGCUGUUGACUGCAUUGGAGACCCAGCUCUUCCACCCUGGAGGGUCCUCCAGCUUGGGUUGUCACAUUGCAUUCCUCUGGGAUUUGGUUUGUUUCUGUUGUUGUUGGGGUUUUUUUUCUUUUGUUUGCUUUUUUUUUCUUUUGUUUUUUCUUUUGUUUGCAUUUUUUCUUUUGUUUUGGGGUGGUGGUUUUUUUUGUUUUGUUUUUGUUUGUUUGUUUGUUUGUUUGUUUUUUCUCUCCGUCCUGCACUUGCAAGCCUGACACCCAGGGUGAGUCCCAGGAGGGGAGGUGGCUGUGCCCUCUCCCCCUGGGCUGUACCUCUUGCUUGUCUCUUUGCUGCGAUGCUUUGGAUGCCGGGGCUCCCUUCUCUGCCCCGAUUUGUUUGUCCUGGAUUGGAGUUCUGGGACCUUCUCCCCUGGGUCUGGCCUUUCUUUGGGUGCUCCCCAUCCACAGUGUGAUGUGAGGAGCCUGGGCUUUGUGGGAGGCGGGAGGAGAGGAGAGCAUGGAGCAGGGAGAGGGAUGGGGUGGAACAUCUCUGUUCUUGGAGGCCUGUUUGCUGUGCUCUCUGUUGGGAGUGGGGGAACCUUUCCCUCCAGGGCAGCUCUGUAGAUCCCUUUGAAGCAAAUCAGCAUCUCUGCUCUUGCCCAACUCUGCUGUCUGCCUGAGGAGACCUCAAGGUGCAGGCUUAGAGACCUGGGUGACACCACAGCUCCAGGAUGGCCAGGGAGGGGACAAGGCGCAGGGCUGGGCACGGAGCGGUUGGGCCACGGGACAGCUCAGACCCGGGGAGGAGGAGAAGGUGGCAUUUUUUUCUCUCUCGAAUCAUUUAAACUUCAUUGUCAUGAUUGUUUUUAUUUAAAAAAAAAAAAAAAAAGGACAAAAAAAAAAAAAAAAAAAAAAAAGACAAAAAUGAGAAUCUUUUGUAAUGUGGAUUUGUUUUCCUUUGUCUGUAUUUCAGUCUGCUGGGGUGUUUCUGUAGAUGGUGGAUACUUGCUUUCAUUUUUUUAAUGAUAGAGGUCUUCUGUUUUAAGUUGUUUUGUUGUUUUGUUUUUUUUUAUCACCAGCUCAUUCUAUCCUCUGUGGUUACUCAGUAAUUUCAUUUCAAUAUUUAUUUUUGUGCUGCUUUUUUAUUAUAAAAUAAAUUAUUGAUAUACCAAGCAACGUGGAUUCCUGUUUGUAAAGCGAAUAGCCCUGUGUACGUGUCCAUUACUUUCUCUUGACCGCCACAACGUAAUUUAUUGCUGUAAAUUUAGCUGCAGUGACUGGUUUUUUUUGUACCUUUCCAAUAAAGCAUUUUCUGGUUUCA
Messenger RNA from Calypte anna (Anna's hummingbird), 5379 nucleotides. It is a transcript of the gene MAFK, whose product is annotated as MAF bZIP transcription factor K. Gene Ontology annotation, biological process: regulation of transcription by RNA polymerase II. The coding region runs from base 210 to 833 and encodes 207 amino acids. Gene Ontology annotation, molecular function: RNA polymerase II cis-regulatory region sequence-specific DNA binding; DNA-binding transcription factor activity, RNA polymerase II-specific. Gene Ontology annotation, cellular component: nucleus. The record is from RefSeq and is a predicted model, not a curated record. NCBI's taxonomy places the organism in Eukaryota, Metazoa, Chordata, Aves, Apodiformes, Trochilidae. The transcript has 3 exons.